Lodderomyces orthopsilosis Co 90-125 is the source of this 699-nucleotide messenger RNA. It is a transcript of the gene RPA34, whose product is annotated as DNA-directed RNA polymerase I subunit. The coding region runs from base 1 to 699 and encodes 232 amino acids. NCBI's taxonomy places the organism in Eukaryota, Fungi, Ascomycota, Pichiomycetes, Serinales, Debaryomycetaceae. The record is from RefSeq and is a predicted model, not a curated record. The transcript has a single exon. Gene Ontology annotation, biological process: transcription by RNA polymerase I.
AUGGCUCCUACAAACUACAAGUCCAGCGAAUACGUCGAUGACUCCGAUCUAGAAGAAGAUCAAGAACAAGUCUUUGAACCUCCGAAGCAUUAUCAUAAACUUUCACAUCCAUCAAAAAGCUUACCCAAAGCCAAAGAUAAGGAAAUAUGGUUGAUCAAAACACCCAAAGACUUCCCCCUUGAAAAAUUAAAGACUUUGCCUAUUGCUUUCACGAAGAAUAGAGUUGCUGAACCAUUUGAUAUAAGUGGGUCAUCAUACCAAGUAGAAGAAGAACUAAACCCGGCUGCUUCAUCUUCGAUUAUUCCCACAACUGAAAUAAAUAACAAGCAUACCAUAUUCAAAGCUAAGCAUAACUCAUAUAAGCCAACUGACCUUAAAAUUAGCCGCUUUUAUAAUAUCAAAGAAGUUGUCAAUAUUCCACAAAUUGAUUUUGAUAAAGCCAGGGCCCCCAGAGAAGAUGUUCCUCAGUUGAAGAGAUUGAGAAUGAGGCAUUACCCUACGGGAUACGGUGAAAAAGAUUUUGAAAUUACAUAUGAUGGUGACUCUGACGUAGAAGAGGGUAAAGCUAUUAAAAAGACGAAAGUCGAAGACGAAGCAACACACAAGGAAGUUCACAACGAUUCAAAACACAACAAGGAGAAGAAAGAGAAGAAAGACAAGAAGGAAAAGAAGGAGAAAAAGUCAAAGAAAGACCAUUAA